GGCGUUCCAUAUUGCCAGUAAACCCUGAAUAACAUAAACAACUUUUUCCACCUCAUAAUUGCAGAAAUCUAGCAGAAAUAUAAGGUGCCGUCAGAAAAUGCCUGAGAAGAAGGAUCUUGAAUGUGAUGUGUUAGUAGUAGGGGCAGGACUGUCUGGUCUGACUGCAGCGUAUCGGAUCCAGCAGAAUGUUCCAGGAUGCAAGGUCAUUGUUCUUGAGGCAAAAGAUCGGAUUGGUGGAAGAACAAUGACUGUUGAAAUGCAGGGAGCUCAUGGACCUGAUUCAUGGGAUCUAGGAGGUCAGUGGGUAUCAAGCUCACAGCAUCACAUUAUGUGGCUCCUAGAAGAACUCGGCAUUGAACAUUACCCACAAUUCAACAGUGGAAAGAAACUUCUCCAAGCAGGCAAAGAGUUUGGGAUCACAGAACACCAUGAUAACAUCCCAUCGUUACCGCUUCUCUCUCUUGUAGACCUUAACAGGUUUAUUACAAAUUUAGAUAGUAUUGCUAUAAAGUCUAUAUCUUGUGAUGAGCCUUGGACAGCUGUCAGAGCCGAUGAGUUUGAUAACAUGACACUAGAACAACUUGUAGAAAGCUGGACAUGGACAACAGUUGCUAGGGAUACUAUUGAGACUGGCUGGCAGGUUGUUAGUGGUCUGAGGUUACGAGAGAUCAGCGCCCUCUCUUACAUGUUCUAUCUUAGUUCAUCGGGCGGACUGGAGAAGCUAGUAGAGACAACCGUUGGCUCGGCCCAAGAGCUGAGAAUAAAGGGUGGAUCACAAGGUAUGAGUCAUCAAUUAGCAGAACGAAUAGACAUUUCAAACAUCUUCCUCUCUGAACCAGUUGUUUCAAUUGACCAAAGCCAGCCAGACAGGGUCAAAGUUCAUUCACAGUCUGGUAAACAUUUCACUUGCAAGCAUGUUAUUGUUGCUGCUCCUCCUCACUGCGCAGGAUCAGUUCAGUACUUACCCGAUCAGCCCACAAGAAGAAUACGACUGACAACAUCAAUGCACACUGGUCAUCUCUUCAAAUUUGUAGCAACUUAUAAAAAGGCGUUUUGGAGAGAGGCUGGUUAUUCUGGUGAGAUUGUUUGUAAUGGUAGCUGUGCUACUGUACCUGGCUGUAACAAGGCUCCUAUUCAGUAUGUCCUUGAUGCUACAACCUCAGAAGGAAGUCCAGCUCUUGUUGGUUUCAUUGGUAACCCAAGCCUUUGGGGACAAGUUAGCUACGAGACGAGAAAGACUGCUAUUCUGAACCACCUUGCUGAUUUCUUUGGACCUGCAGCAAAGAAGCCAAUUGAUUUCUUGGAAAAGGACUGGGCUUCAGAACCAUAUAAUGGAGGCUGUCCUGUAAGUCUAAUGACGCCUGGUGCUAUGGCAAACUGGGACACAAUAAGGACACCAUACGGAAGGAUACACUGGGCGGGUACAGAGACGGCCACUCAUUGUAUGGGAUACCUGAACGGAGCCGUCCAAUCAGGGUUGAGAGCCGCUGAUGAGGUCACCCUUCAACUCCAACCUCCACCUCAACCUCAACGGGGAAGCCAGAGCUCUGAACCAGAAGUUGGCGGAGGUCUGUUGGUAGAGUUAGAUGGAAGGAGAAGAGAGGAGGAGACAUCCCAGGGAUCUGAAGGAUCACUCAUCUGGACGAUGGGUAAGCUGGCGUUCGUGGCGGCUCUGGUGGGAUUCGCGAUGAGGAGGGCAUGGCUGGCCGGUGGUAGAAUGAACCUUCCUUGGUUAUGAAGUGUGUCGAACACGAUGCAUUCAGUCAAUGUUUUUUUUUUUUUUAUCUUGUAAGUAUGAAAAUGAACUGCUCAUCUGUGUGGCUCAAUUUGGCAGAUAGAUAUUUGAAAAUCAUCUGUAAUGGUAUUCUGCUAACGAUAGGGUUGUAAGCAGUUGUGUUACAUAGAAUCUGCUGUAGUAGUCAUCACAUGUCUAUGAAAACUAGAGGAUCAUCAUUGUUGACACAACCCCCUGAUGCAGUGGUAAUAGUAUUCAAAUGUGUUGAAUAGCAUCUGCUGUAGUGGUCGUCACAUAUUGGUGAUAAUUAGAUCUUCAUCAUUGCAGGCACAGCUCCCUGUGUGGCAAACAGGGGUUAGCUGAAUAUAUGCAGAGCUCUGUGUUUUAUCUUGUGAUUCAUUUGUAAGUUAUACAUGAUUAUUGUGUAUCUGCCUGAAAUAAUUUUACAGAAUAUAUCGAUGCCAAGUAUUGAAUACUAAUUAUGAAUUUCUAGAAUUUGAUCAGAAUUAGCGUAAACUGUUGCGUGUACAUUAAUUGUUUGUAAUCUGAAUGCAGUCUACAUUGUCUUUCCUUUGUGUUUUUAUCAAGUCAUACUGCAAUCAACUUUUGAUGAAAUUGUUAGUUAUAUAGUUGUGGCUACACAGCCCCUUCCCAAGUCUGGGCAGUCCUUGGACCAAGUGUAAAAAAAAAAAGCAUAAAAAUGUAUUCUUUCACUCUUUAUGAGUAUUACAUCUCUUUCAAAAACAAUAAGUGAAGAGAUAGAAAACAUAAAAACUUAGUUGAAAGUAUUCAGGUAUAUGCAUUUGCAUGGCACAUAAAGAAAGCACUGUUCUUCUCACACUUGAGUGAGUUAAAAGACAUCUCUAAAACCCUUUAAAAAAAGAACCACCUGAGUUUCAUGUCCUAAACAUGAGGUAUUAAAGUUUUAUAAUCAAGGCAAGUAUGAAAAGUAGAUACUGAUCUUUUCAACUACAUAAUCGGUAACAUCAAUAUAACAACCUUUUGUAAGCACUGCCUUUACAAAACAACAAAAUAAUGCACUUGUCAUUUGUAAAGGCACACCUCUUGACCCCCGGGGAUGGUGCGUGAUUGUACCAAUGCGAGUCAUACAUUCUGAUACCAUGACGCACCCUCUGUCACAGAGAGUGACACACCAUCACAUUACAUCGACGCACAUUUGAGUCAAACAUAUGACACACAAUUUCAUGAAAAUGACUAGCCAAUGACGCACAUUUGAGAAACACUUCUGACGCACCUUUUCGUGAUCAUGCCUGACCAUGUGAUUGGCCGUUUUCUGCUACAGUGAUUUUUAUUUCUUAUACGGCCCCUUCAAAUAUAGAUAUACAUUAAAAAGUUAAAAGAUAACAAAAACUUAAAAUAUCAGACUCUUACAACAAACAGGUAAAAGGCAAGAAGCGAAAAUAAAAUAUAUGGACUAAUAACAUGGCAUAAAAAUAGUCUGAACUACGUACAUGUACAUUAAUUUUAAAAAGACCAAUUCAACAACUGGAAGUGCAUGAAAAAAGGAAAGACAACAAAAUUAUUUGAACUUUGACAUGAUGACUUUACAAAAUUUGGAUAGAUUCUUUAAGUGCUUAAUAGAUUUAAAAUUGAAUAGCUGAUUAAACUAAAUGACAUUAGGUCUAUGGUAAUAAUAAGUCUCAACAUACUUCUUACGCUCAUCAUUGAAAAACGGACAUACUAAAACAUAAUGAAAUUCAUCACCCUGAACUUCAAGGUUACACAAUGGACAUAUUUCAAGAGGUUCAUCAGAUGAAUAACGACAUUUAGCAAUUGGCAGAUUAUGGUUACCACAUCGAAAUUUACAUAAAGAUAUCUCCUACAUCCAACUUCAACAAAUAUUUUCUAAAACUGUUUCUUUAAAAAAAAUUCUAUAGUUGAAACACAAACGAUUUCUAUUAAAUUCUUCAUUCCAGUUUUGAUAAUCAAUAUCACGUAAUCUACGUUCCAUAGCUAACUUAACCACGGUGGUAUUGGAAGAAUGUAGAGUGAAAUGUAAAAGAGGAAUAGUCGUAUUUUUAUUAAAAAAAACCAAGAUCAACAAUCUUCUUUUCAUCCCACCCUAACUUCCAAAGGUUGUCAGGGCUGUCUAUGAUUCUCGUUUCCUCUUUGCCAUUCACUGCCUGCUUGCAAAAGAUCCUAUCUACAUUGCAUCUGCAUCCUUCUUUGCCUCACGCAACAUCUUACUUCUCAAAGGAGUCAAAUCAUCAUCAACAUACACCCUCUUGUAAGCAUCAAUCGACUUCAGAUUCUUUUUGUUCUUCAUGAGUUGGAUCUUGACAUCGCGCCUCACAAACUUGGCAAUGAUGGUCUUGCCACGCGACUGGGCAUCCGCUCCAGCUGCACGUCUGCCAGGUAGGCGAUGACUCACUGAGAUGUCGGCCUCAGAGAUAUCUACCCCAACAGACUUCGCCAGCUUCACCAGCUUCACCACUAUCUCAUUGGUGUUCUCAUCGGGGGUUUCGUCAAUGCCAUGGAUCCUCACAUUCUCUUGUCUGCCAUACUGCUCUAGUCUGUCUACGUCAAACUUUGUUUUCAGGGUCUGCAUUCGAAGACUAGACAUGCCAUUACUGCAAUAUAACUGCUUAAGACUAACAUCCAUCGCCGAGGUCACAGCAGCAGUGACAGCCUGAAUGAUGACCGGCUGUAUUGCUUGAACAAUACUCGACACAAGCUCUCCCAUGCUCGCCCUAUCAAGUGAACCACUGUGCAUAGAAGAUGGUUCAGCCUGACCACGAGCAGAAACACUUGAAACUUGACGUGUUGUUGUUGACUUCAAUGGAGAAGAACUUCUAACACCACCCACAUCAUUAGUGACGGCACGAUGUACUGCCUCAGAUAUUACAUUCUUAAAUGAUACUUCACUGUCCAAAUCGACACCAUUAUUCAAAGUGUCAGAGAGCACAGAAAACUUGUUUGCUGCCAUAUCCGGCGUGUUCAUGUUAACGUUGCAGCCACCGGGACUCACGCGCGCGUUCCGUCUUUAGGAUGGUUUGGUUUAUCUAUACUCAUACUCAUUUUUUUUUUUAUAGACCAGGAUUCUCUUCGUGGACUAGUUGGGAAGAUACAUGCAAGUAUGUCUCAACUCUGCUUCAACCUGAUCAAUGGGUGAAGCCAUUUCUUGAUCACCUCUGUCCAGAAUGGACAUAGCAAGGACACAUGCCCAUGGUUCACUCAUGUUAUUCAAGCGGUGUCGGCUUUUGUGGUUCCCACCAUCAUGUCGACUAUGUAUUCCCUUGUCAUCUCUUCUUACGAUACCAGUUCCACUUCCUAUCCCUGGAACAUCUGACGAAUGGUCUCCUCCACGAUGGCGUUGGAGAACUUCCAACAGUUUUCAACAGGCAUACUUUCAUCAUUAGGUUGAAGAGCUCGGGAUGUACUGGUGGCCUUUGCAAUGA
Messenger RNA from Lytechinus pictus (painted urchin), 5154 nucleotides. RefSeq names its product probable flavin-containing monoamine oxidase A. The transcript has 12 exons. Gene Ontology annotation, molecular function: oxidoreductase activity. The record is from RefSeq and is a predicted model, not a curated record. Bases 98 to 1738 code for a protein of 546 amino acids. NCBI's taxonomy places the organism in Eukaryota, Metazoa, Echinodermata, Echinoidea, Temnopleuroida, Toxopneustidae.